This is a messenger RNA of Annulohypoxylon truncatum, 1808 nucleotides long. RefSeq lists its product as uncharacterized. Bases 134 to 1645 code for a protein of 503 amino acids. The transcript has a single exon. Lineage: Eukaryota; Fungi; Ascomycota; Sordariomycetes; Xylariales; Hypoxylaceae. The record is from RefSeq and is a predicted model, not a curated record.
CCUCAUUUUUCUUCCCUGCAAACGAAAGCGAGUCUCUACUUGUCAGCCCGUCAACUGUGUCUAGAACUCAAUUCACCUUGUACAUAGGACCUAGUUGUGACUCUUGAGUAUUAAGCUUUCAAUUUCGAUCAAGAUGCCUUCGCCGUCAGGUGUGAAGAGACCGCUCAAGUCUACCAACGGUAACACCCAGGCCCAAAAUACGCCUGCGAAACGCGUCAGGCAUAGGAGCUCAACCAAAAGUAGCGGAGCCGUCUGGGACGUGACUGGCCGCUACAAUCUUACUUGCGCAAACAAGUUCAAACCAUUAGAUGCCACCGAAUAUGUUUUAGAUGUCCGUUACACACAUUCCAGCCCUCAUACGUGUCAGCUAUACGCUUCCUUCAACUUCCCCAACCUGAACUUGACGGGUAGGAUGCGGCUAUGCCCUAAGAGCGCAAUUGCAUCGCAGCCCACAGGAAAGCUUUUCCUGGCAGACUUUGAAGCUGCGUGUGAGCUCGCAGAAGAUGUCAGGCCGGGUCCGAAAUGCAAGGAGUGGUUGAUGAGGUGGCGGGGAGAAGGGGGUGGCACGAAGCUCGGUGGAGAAACGCGGGCUCAGGGGCAAGUCCUCUUCGAUGAAGAGAAACAAGACCCCGACAACGUUGGUACUCCUAAGAUAAACAUCAAAUUAGCCAUGGUGUACAACGGAAAGCACGUAAUCUUGGAGGGGACACAGCUAUAUACGAGUCCAGAGAGCGACCAGGAUAGAGCUGCGGCCGAAAGCCCGACAGCACCCACUGAGGCAUCCCGGAUGCUCGAGGACUGGAAACGGCUCUAUGACCCUUCUUGGGACGCGCGGCUCCUUUCGGACACGGAGGAAGACGAGUUAGAGGUGCAGAGACUGCAAGAUAUCGGUGCCACUCUACCUAAACCUAAAAACAAAUGGGAAAACCCUCGGUCAGGCAGGGUUAUUUCCACGAAGAAUAAGCCUGGCCCAAUACCCGGGUUCAUUAUCAAUGCGACUGCGACGUCGCGGUAUCUAGAAGAGCGCCCGGACUGGGCCUGGGACGUGACGGGGAGAUACGAGUUAAGUACUAUCGGACUCACUAAGGCUCUAGGGUUGUCCGCAGGUGAGCCGGUGUCGAUGGUUAUGACGGUUCAGAUGGACAACAACGCAAAGCACCAGAAGGCUGGACGACAAGUCUGGGCUCAAUUUGAAGCUAAUGGUGUCCUCGCCCUUGCACGCUUCCGGCCUAUUACCAAUUCAUUAGAAGACUCGCUAGAAACCUUCGAAAAAGGCUGCGUCCUAAAACCAGGGGUAUGGGUUGGCCCUGAGCCGCGAGGUACUCAGCAGUGGGAGAUGCGUUGGCGAGGAUUCUCAGAUACCAACUUGGAGACGAUAGCGGAGGACGAAGUAGGGACCGAGGUUCUCUUCACAAGAGAUGAUCAAGGAAAACAGGUGUUCAGGGGAAAGAUCAGAGUUGGCCAUAAGAGCUUCACGGUAAUGGGUUCACGAGUCGCGCCGACGGAGGAACGAAGACCCAGUGCUCCUACAGUCAACACCGAAUGGGCGAAAUUCCAAAAGGGGAAACCGGCUGUAUCGCUGCGGAAGAAUGUUGAACAUGUCAUUGUCAUGGAGAAGUACUGUUAUAGAGAUUUCCCAGAAUAAGCGAGACUAUGAUACGAAAUAAACUGUACCUAGGUAAUUACCAAUUGGAUCAUAGUUCAAGGGAAUAGCGUUGAUUAAUUGUCCCAGCUUGCGGAAUCGUCGACAUGGUACCUAUGCGAUUCUCUUUAACGUACUUUCCUUUAGUACCUUUUGUCUAGGUAGG